AUGGUGCAAAACCCUGGGGGCAUCAAAGGCGAUGCUGCCGAUUAUUACGAUACUUCUUCUGCCGUCAUCGCACAGAAUGAUUCAAGCAAUCCUGAUGGAAUGGCGCAGUUUGUACUACCGUGUUAUGGUGUCGAAAGUCGCAGUGGCAGAAAUGGACUGACUACAGUUGGCGUUGCGGGGGAAAUUUACACAAAUUACCGGCGUGGUCGAUUAAUGCUUUUCGAAAUUGCCCGAAGAAAACGGCCCUGGAUCUCAGUUUUGCUCAAAAAUAAAGAUAGAGUAAAGCUUGAUGAACCUGCAUCGAAAUUAGAUCGUGCUAUCUGGGAUCUGCAACAUGAUGCGAGUUCGAGAUGGCAAGUCAGUAUUCCAAUGGAAGGUUGGGAUUUUCCUACCCAAGCAUCAUCAGAGUCUAACGAAGAAUUGCUUGAGAUGGGCCGGAUGAUGGGAGAACUUAUGUUAAAUGAUUCGGAGAUCAAAGCAUUUCUAGAUAGCGCGACUGCGACCCUCUUGGGACUAGACAAGCGGCUUCGUGACGAGUUCAUACAACCUCUCAAGCAAUGUAUGGUGAACAGACAGGAAGUAAAUUACCAAUAUCUCCUCGAAAAGGUUCGAGAAAUUCACAAGGAAGUUGCAGGCUGCUACUUCCGUCUGGACGAACAGGUUUCUCGACGCCAGAAAGAGCUCACGGAUAUGGCAAAGAUCGACUGA
Messenger RNA from Botrytis byssoidea, 708 nucleotides. RefSeq lists its product as uncharacterized. NCBI's taxonomy places the organism in Eukaryota, Fungi, Ascomycota, Leotiomycetes, Helotiales, Sclerotiniaceae. The record is from RefSeq and is a predicted model, not a curated record. Bases 1 to 708 code for a protein of 235 amino acids. The transcript is spliced from 2 exons.